This is a messenger RNA of Vombatus ursinus (common wombat), 4252 nucleotides long. RefSeq names its product ankyrin repeat and SOCS box containing 15 (gene ASB15). Gene Ontology annotation, molecular function: protein binding. The transcript is spliced from 11 exons. Lineage: Eukaryota; Metazoa; Chordata; Mammalia; Diprotodontia; Vombatidae. The record is from RefSeq and is a predicted model, not a curated record. The coding region runs from base 127 to 1893 and encodes 588 amino acids. Gene Ontology annotation, biological process: intracellular signal transduction. Gene Ontology annotation, cellular component: cytoplasm.
CCUAGUCUAGAGAGAGGCGCAUGCGUACAAGGAUCGUCGCCGAGCUUAAAAGAAAGGGGUAGAUGCGCAUGGUCAUCCUGACUUCCAGAAACUUGACCACAUCAAAGGCCACUUCAGCUUGAAGACAUGGAGGAAAAUGGUGACUUUGAUGAGGACCAUCUCACAGAUUAUGAAAUUCAGCUUAGCAUUCAAGAAUCCAUUGAAGCCAACAAGAAAGAGCUUUAUCCUGAAAGGUUUGUGCCCCUAAGUGCUAAGAACAGAAAACUUGUAGAGGCCAUUAAAAAAGGCCAAAUCCUUGAGCUCCAGGACUAUGUGAAAUAUAAAUAUGCUUUGGAUGAAGCUGAUGACAAUGGGUGGUUCCCACUGCAUGAGGCAGCAGUUCAACCUGUUCAGCAAAUACUUGAAAUUGUUCUGGACGCAUCCUACAAAACUCUUUGGGAAUACAGUACUUGUGAUGGAGAAACACCAUUAACUCUAGCAAUCGAUUCUGGUCUGGUGGAAAAUGUAAGAACUCUACUGGAAAAGGGAGUGUGUCCAGACACCAAAAACCUCAAAGGAGAAACUCCCCUUCUACUUGCUAUUAGAAAGGGUUCCUAUGACAUGGUGGCCCUUCUGAUUAAACAUAACACUAACCUCGACCUACCGUGUAUCAAAAGCUGGUCAGCGAUGCAUGAGGCAGCCAAACAGGGCCGCAAGGAUAUUAUUGCUCUGCUCCUAAAGAAUGGAGGAAAUGUGCACCUGCGUGAUGGAUUUGGAAUUACACCUUUGGGCGUUGCUGCUGAGUACGGUCACUGUGACGUGUUAGAACAUCUCAUCCAUAAAGGUGGUGAUGUUUUCGCUUUGGCGGAUGAUGGGGCAUCUGUGCUGUUUGAGGCAGCAGGAGGGGGUAAUCCUGACUGUAUUUCUCUUUUGUUGGAAUAUGGAGGAAGUGGUAAUGUUCCUAAUAGAUCAGGACACCUCCCUAUUCAUCGAGCUGCUUAUGAAGGACAUUACUUGGCUCUGAAAUACCUCAUCCCAGUAACAUCCAAAAAUGCAAUACAGAAAAGUGGGUUAACCCCCAUUCAUUCAGCAGCUGAAGGCCAAAAUGUGCAGUGUCUGGAAUUACUCAUUGAAAAUGAUUUUGAUGUCAAUACUCCCCUGGCUGAUCACAUUUCUGAGAACUAUGAUGAUGGAAGGAAGACCGCACUGUAUUUUGCUGUUUGCAAUAAUGACAUCCUCUGUACAGAAGUUUUGUUGGCUGCAGGUGCAGACCCAAACCAAGAUCCCCUAAAUUGUCUGCUUGUGGCAGUGAGAGCUGGAAAUCAUGAAAUUGUCAGAUUGCUUCUCUCCCAUGGAGCAAAUGUCAAUUGUUACUUCAUGCAUGUGAAUGACACCAGGUUCCCCAGUGCCAUUCAAUAUGCUUUGAAUGAUGAGGUAAUGCUUAGACUGUUGCUGAAUAAUGGCUAUCAAGUGGAGAUGUGCUUUGAUUGCAUGCAUGGGGAUAUCUUUGGAAAUUCCUUUGUGUGGUCUGAGAUUGAAGAAGAUGUACUCCCAGGAUGGACUUCUUGUGUAAUAAAAGAUAACCCGUUCUGUGAGUUUAUUACAGUUCCUUGGAUGAAGCAUUUGUUGGGUCGUGUUAUGCGUAUUUUAAUAGAUUAUAUGGAUUACGUUCCUCUAUGUGAUAAACUGAAGUCUAUGCUAGAAGUACAGAGAGAAUGGCCAGAAAUUCGCCAAAUAUUAGAGAACCCCUGCUCAUUAAAGCAUUUGUGUCGACUACGAAUUCGAAGACUUGUGGGAUUAAAGAGACUGUGCAAACCAGAAUUUAUAGAGAAGCUUCCUCUACCAGCUAUCUUAAGAGAAUAUAUCUUGUUUAAAGAAUAUGAUCUAUAUGGACAAGAAUUGGGGUUAUCAUGAUUCCUAAGGAGUUCUAAAAAUCAUUCCUUCAGAGUAUGUCAUUGGAAUUAUUCAGCACACUUGAGUACAUUUAAAAUCCUUUAAUAAUUCUGUUAAGCAGAACUUUUUUUUCUUUUAGAAGAAUGUCUUUUGUAGCUCGAUUUUUUUAUUUAGACUUUUAAAGUUACCUUAUAUCUCUUACUUUGGUAUCUCCUGAGGGUCUGACAAGAAGAAACAGUGAUCUCAUGGAGACAGUCAGCUGGCUAGGCAUGGUCACUGAGUUAUCCUCAUCUACUUGUUUUCUCUACCAAGGGUUGUUGCUUUGUCUCAGUAGUAUUAACUGUAAUAUGUUCUUUUAUUACUUCAUUUUUAUUAGACAUUUGUUCCAAUCCAUAAUUUUCCUUUGAUUUGUGUGUUCCCCAAAUGGCAGAAUUACUAUUUUUCGAAUGAACAAAGAAAAUUAGUUAAGAAAAUAUUAUUUUUAAACUCCCUUAUUUCCUUAUAAUAUAAAUUUCAUGUGCUUGCCUUGCACUGUAACAAAUCAUGUAUUUUAUUUUAUGAUCUUACUGUAAGGUCUUGACAAAUGCUGAUUAAGCUACAUUGAUUUCUGUUAAUGCAAUUCUAAGGAAAAAAACAGUCAUGAAGAUGUUAGCCUGUUAAAUGUUAGCAUUUCAAGGUAUAGAACUAGCUCUAAUGGAGCUUUGGCGUUUUCUUGUUUUUUCAUUUAAUUGAUUUCUGGGUGAAUUAACUAAAAGAAAUAUCACAUUCCAGACAUUUGAGCUAACUCAACAUGUUGUAGGCAGACACUAAAGAAACUCUCUUGACAUUCAUGGAGGAGAAAAACAUAUGUCCUCCAUAACUGAAGCAAUCACUAACAUCCAGAAGAGAUUUGAUCUUCCUCCUACCAGAUUGUGAAUUUUAUUAGUUGUGUUUUUGUUUUCCAGGGGGCUCAGUAGGGGAGGAGGUGUUUCUCAUAUAUUAACUGGGAGACAUGAACAGCUACACCCACUGAUGAGGCUUAGAAGAUAUUAAUGCAACUGUGGUUCCACAGCCUCAUCAUGACAAGCUUCUGGAUGCUGGCUUUCAUAAGGCUGAUAUCUCCCAUGUUCUUUUGUUCACUGUGAGAUCUACUUAGCAUUAUACAGAAUGUCUGGAUAUCAUUGAGUAGCUUCUAAAUGUAUAAUAGAUUCUGGUUUUCAGUGUGCUCUCAUGAAAUGAUAUCACUUUACCUGGUUUAAAAUAAAUUCAGCCAGCCUCCUGAAGCAAAAUGUCUUAUGAAGAAGACAAUGUAAAAAGCCAAAUGUGAUAUUUUCAGGUUUUAGAACUAAUAAAAAAAUUGAAAUUAUGUAUACAUAUUAUAAUAUUUUACAGCAGAUAUUAGGAAGAAAUUUCUUGUUGCUCCAUUUUAGCAAUACAUGUUUCAUCACUUAGAAAAUGGGGAUGAUGUGUAAGGAUCAGAAAGAAUGGAAACUCCAAGGAAGAAAACUAAUGUUUGUGUAAGUGUGCCUUUGCGACUUAUGAACUGUUAAAUGUGAAAAUAUCGCAACUAUUACAUAUCCAGAAGACUGCUGUGUUGCUGCAGCCCUUGGACACAAAGAUCAUGCCUGUGUUUUUCCUUGUUGACUUUUUCAGGAGUUGGCAUUGGACUUGGGGGUCAGGAGAACCUGCUGUUCAAAUCUUGCUUUAGCUUUGUGACCCUGGGGAUUUAGCUACUCUGGGCCUCAACGUCCUUUAAAGUGAACCAGUUGGACUCAGGGACCUCUAGGUUUCCUUCUAGUUCUAAACCUAGGAACCAAAAUUGGAUCUCCAGAAUUGGCUCUCCAGAAUUGGGACCUGCCAAUGUCAGAACCUCCUUGAGACAAAUUGUUAUAAUUAAUACACUUGUUUGAAUACAACAGAUACUUCCAAGACAAACCUUACCACAAAGUAAAUUUCCCCCAAACAGUUAAAUCUAACAGAUAUUUAUUAAGUCCCCACUCUGUGUAAGACACCAUGCUAGUUGCUGGAGAUACAAAGGCAAAAAUGAAACAGUCACUGGCCUCAAGAAAUUUGCAUUCUCCCAGAGAGAAACACCAUUUAUAUAAACCUGAUAAACUGUUUUCAGGAAGAAAAGAACACUAACGACUGGGGGAAUCAGGACAGGCUUCCUGUAAGAGGUGUUACCUGAAAGAAGCUUGAGAUUCUAAGAAGCAAAGGUGAGGGAAAACAUUCCUGUUCCCAAGACUGUCCAAUAGUUAUUGGGUCUCACAGUACACACGGCCUUCUACUCUCAUGGUUUCCUGGUUGUUAAAAUAAAGGGGAAGGGGCACUUAGGUGGCAGAGUGGAUAGAGCACCAGCCCUGGAGUCAGGAGGACCUGAGUUCAAAUCCAGUCUUAGACA